GUGCCAGGGGCCCCACGUCACGGGGACAGCGAGGCCCUGCUGCCCCGGCAGCGCUCUCAUUCCAGCCGGAGCACGGGCAGCAGCAGCACGGCCGAUCCCCCGGCUGCAGACAGGGAGAGAUGUCCGGAGGCAUUUUCUCCCCAUUGGGGAGCUGCUCGGAGCUGGAGAAGGCCAAUUGCCACCCACUGGUCUGCCUGCUCUGCCACGAGCCCUACCAGCACCCCUGCCUGCUCGACUGCUACCACAACUUCUGUGCCAGCUGCCUGCGGGGCCGCGCCAGCGACGGCCGCCUGCGCUGCCCCCUCUGCGGGCACCCCUCGGUGGUGAGGGGGGGCACGGGGCUGCCCCCCGUGGACCGGCUCCUGCAGUUCCUGGUGGACAGCUCAGCCGACGGCGAGGAGGAUGUGCAAUGUGCCAACUGCGACCGGCGCUGCGCCAAGGCGGAGCUGGACACCAUGUACUUCUGCAACACGUGCGGGCAGCCCCUGUGCGCGCCGUGCCGCGAGGAGACGCACCGUGCCAAGAUGUUCGCUCGCCACGAGAUCGUCUCCCUCUCCAAGCGCACCAAAGACAUCCACAAGAAGUGCCCACUGCACGAGGAGCCCUACAUCAUGUUCUCCACCGAGAAGAAGUCCAUGCUCUGCAUCAACUGCUUCAGGGACAUGCAAGGGGAGAGCCGAGCGCACUGCAUCGACAUCGAGACGGCGUACAUGCAGGGCUGCCAGCGCCUGGACCAGGCGGUGAUGGCUGUGAAGGAGCUGCAGACCUCCACGCGUGAGGCCAUCGUGCUCCUCAAGGCCAUGAUCGAGGAGGUGCGCAACAGCGCCAGCGAGGAGGAGGCAGCCAUCAACUCCCUCUUCGGCCGCAUGCAGGAGCAGCUCUCCGAGAGGAAGAAGGCGCUCCUGAAAGCUGUGCAGAGCCAGCACGAGGAGAAGGAGAAGGCGUUCAAGGAGCAGCUCGCCCACCUCGCCUCGCUGCUGCCCACCCUGCAGGUCCAUCUGGUGACCUGCUCCGCGUUCCUGAGCUCCGCCAACAAAGCCGAGUUCCUGGACCUGGGCUAUCAACUGAUGGAGAGGCUGCAGAGGAUCGUGAAGCUGCCGCAUCGCCUGCGGCCGGCGCAGACCAGCAAGGUAGAGCCCUGCCACGGCCGAGGCCUGCCCAUGGGCACCGCAGCCACGCUCACCCCAUCUCACCCCCAGAUCAACAGCGAGUACCGCGCGGAGUUCGCCCGCUGCCUGGAGCCGCUGCUCAUGCUCAGCCCUCGCCGCUCCGUGGUGGGCAGCGCCAGCGGCAUCGGCCCCGGCAUCACCGGCACCAACAUGCUCCCCGGCGGCCAAUGCUCCAAGACCCUUAUGGUGCCCAGCUGCCCCCCCGACGGCGACAAGAUGUCCACGGGCCCCCUGGUGCGGAAGCCGACGAUGCACCGGUACAUCAGCACCAAGGUCCUGCUGGCCGAGGGGCGCGAGACCCCCUUCGCCGAGCACUGCCGCAACUACGAGAACACCUACCGGAUGCUGCAGACAGAGAUCCAGGGCCUGAAGGACCAGGUUCAGGAGCUGCACCGCGACCUCACCAAGCACCACUCGCUCAUCAAGACGGAGAUCAUGAGCGAGAUCCUGCAGAAGUCGCUGCAGAUGGACGUGCAGAUCGCUGCUCACUACUCGGCCGUGGAGAUGAUGCGCAGCGUCUUCGAGGAGGUGUGGGAGGAGACGUACCAACGGGUGGCCAACGAGCAGGAGAUCUAUGAAGCCCAGCUCCAUGACCUGCUGCAGCUGCGGCAGGAGAACAACUGCCUGACCACCAUCACCAAGCAGAUCGCACCCUACGUCCGCUCCAUCGCCAAGGUGAAGGAGCGGCUGGAGCCCAGGCUGCAGGAGCCCCGGGAGCCCAAGGAGGAAACAGCACAGAUGCUGCUCAAGAUGUGCGAGGACAGCGAAGCAGCACCCAGCCAGACCCUGCCGAGGCGCCUUCCCCUCCGCAGGGACCCCUCGCCCGGCGGCAGGGAGGGGGCUCCAGCCAGCACCGAGGGGGGCUCCCCGAGAAGCAAAGAUUGCCACAGGGGCCAGCAGGAAAGCAGGGCUGAGAGCGGCACCCGGACAGAGCCCGCGCCAUAGAGCCCAGCACUGGGUGCAUGGAGCUGCUUUGUGCCAUGAGCAAGG
Molecule: messenger RNA, 2159 nt
Organism: Neopsephotus bourkii (Bourke's parrot)
Lineage: Eukaryota; Metazoa; Chordata; Aves; Psittaciformes; Psittacidae
Gene: RNF207
Product: ring finger protein 207
Exons: 17
Coding region: 120-2114 (664 amino acids)
Biological process (GO): regulation of cardiac muscle contraction; regulation of heart looping
Cellular component (GO): perinuclear region of cytoplasm
Molecular function (GO): Hsp70 protein binding; transmembrane transporter binding; zinc ion binding
Source: RefSeq, a predicted model, not a curated record